GAUAACGGUUAUCGAAUAUAGUUGUUUUCCAUCGAUUUCUUUUUUGCUCCAACAGCUGACCGAGAUCCGAUUCACAGAGAAGCACAGCAGUCCUGUAAAGUGUAUUUGAAUCGUCUCAGCAGAACAACACCCGCCAGGAGUGGGCCGUUUCGCGCAUUCUCGAUUCCCGAUGAGCUCGAGCGGCGGAGGCGGAGGCGGAGGAGCCCCAGUCUCCGGAGGUGCAGGUGGGGCAGGUGCAGCGGGUGGUGCAGAGGCGGCUCCUGCUGUUGCGCCCGAGGCCCCCCGAGGUGGCGCAGCGGCGGCUGUAGGGGAGGGUGACGCAGCUACUCCACCACCAUCCCCGCCAGCAAAUCCCAAUGAGAGUCCAUUGGAGAGUCCCGUGAACGGCACAAACCCCAAUGAUGAUCAGGAUGCCAAACGACGCAAGUGUCUGGAGGUGGACGACGCCCAGGAUGGAGCCAGCACUAUGGUCGAUGCCAAUAGCGUUCUCAACAAGAUCGCUAACCUGUACGCUGAAAAGCUUAUGUCGGACAUUGUGCUGCUGGUUGACGGAAAGGAGUAUCCGGCACACCGGGUCAUCCUGUGCGCCAGCAGCGAUGUAUUCCAAGUGAUGCUGAUGAAUCCGGAGUGGAACGAGUGCAGUAAACGAGUUAUUGAGCUGCACGAGGAGGCAUGCUGCUCGGCGGUGUUCCCGCAGUUCAUUAAGUACCUGUAUGUCGGACAUAUUGCGGUCACCCUGCAGACGGUGAUGCCGAUGCUGGCGCUUAGCGACAAGUACAAUGUGCGCGACCUGAUAGACCUCUGCGUCGGCUACAUGACGAAGCAUGUAGCGAAGGCGGCCACCAGCGGCUACCUGGUCUCGUGGCUGCAGUACACGCUCUCCUUCACGCCCACCCACAACGAUCUCACCGAGACACUGAAGCGGUUCCUCAAAUGGAACCUGGAGAUGGUGGCCGAGUCGCGUGACUUUGUGGAAAUGGAUCCGGCCAUAAUGCAGCUCCUUCUGCAGCAGAACGACAUAGUCAUCACCAGCGAGUACAAACUGUUUGCCAUUGUGCAGACCUGGCUCUUGCACCGGCGCGAGCAAAUGGAGGCGACCUCCGGCUCCGCGGCCAGUUGUAACGCCAGCUUCAUGGAGCUCAUCGAACAGACGGUAACGCACAUCCGUUUCGGAAUGAUGACGCCGCAGGAACUGUCGCAUCUGUCGUUGAUGGAGCCGCUGAUCGAGUAUCACAAGGAGUUCCUCGUCGAUCGCAUAGCCAUUGGGAUGAGCUACCAGUCCGGACAGGAGGAUCGAGUGCGGGAGGUGCGAGCCACCGAAUCCGGUGAACUGCAGUUUACGCCGCGCCUCUACUGGAACGACACCUGGAGCGUAGACAUAGAUGUGCACAAUUUCGACGAGAUCGAGGACUACAAGAACUACGUGAAGCUCUUCUUUUCGCAGCGUCACAUCGCCGAGGUGGAGGAUGAUCCCUGUACCACCUGGGAGAUAGAGUUCUUUCCGCGCGGUGUCAUGUACAACAAGGCCAAGAUGGUGUGCGGCGAGGAUGUACCAGGCUGCUCCCUGAAUACGGUUCGCUUGCGAGUGACCUGCAAGCACCAGAACAUAGGCGAGGAGCGAUUCAAGAUUGCUGUGCUGAUCGUUGGCGUGCAGAACACGAUCUCACAUAUCCGCACGGUGGUGGAGCGCACGGAAUACUUCUCGGACACGUCGCGCGUCAUCAAUUUGGACAACCUGCUGCCGUACGAGGAGCUGGAGCACACAUCCCCCUACUUGAGUCCCCAUUUGACGGGCAAUCAGCGGAACACACUCACCCUGCACGUCCUCAUCACGCCCAUGGGUGCUCACACGUGCCGCGAUGCGCCGCCGUUUCAGUUUUAGGCACCCAGCCGAUCCCUGAUCCUGCCGACAUCUCCCGACAUAAUUUCAUUCUUCCAUUAUAUUUUUUAUGUAUGUAUAAAUCCAAAAUGCGACUGCUCCUACACUACCCUUGGGCUCAACGAGUGGCGGGAUGAAUCUGAGAAUCCAUACCAUCUAUCCAUUCCCGCCGCCAUAUGUUAAGUUUUUCUUUUUUUGAUUUUUUUUUUUUUUUUUUUUUAAUUUUAUCCUCACUGAGUUAUAUGGCGCUAGACUUUGGACACAAAAGUCUUUCAGCUCCAGUGAACCCCCAGGCUAAGGUAUAAGAUUAUGCAAUAAAUGUCACCAUUUAGAAACGAACCACAAAGCCCCCCGCCCCCCCAUCCUGUUCUCUGAACGGACGCGAGUCUCUCGGUUUCAGGCUGAAAUUUUCAAGAAACUCGUCGCAUCAUGUCGCAUUCAUGUUUUACAGCCAAUAGGCGUUGCGUUGUGUGUGUGUGUGUGUGUUGCCCGUUGGGUGGGUUGAUCCAUUUACGAGUGCGUUUACAGUACGGGAUCAACCUGUCGCGUCUUAAGGAAUCAUCACGAUUAUCUUUAUGGGCGACGAACGCUGGGAGUGACUUGGCCAUAAUAGAGCGCUCUCUCUUAUGGAAACUUAUGGCUGGAUCUAUUGGGAUUGAAGUCUCCAGAUCGCCCAGACUCGGUGAAACGAAUAUAAAUCGGUGUAUUAUAUAGAAGAAGUCAUCAAUCGAAUUAAUGUUGAAAUAAAUGUAGUGAUUGUUGAUCGAGUUUAUGUUUUCUAUGGACUGAAUUAUAAAGAGUUACUAUCAUACUUACAAUUAGAUAUUAAUCACCUAUCAAAUGACAUUAGUUUUUAAUCUCUGUAUCGCCCUCUCAUGAAAUUGGUCAGCUUUUAAUAAGAAUUUGUAAAAUAUAUAUGUAUAUGUAAUGUAUGGUAGAUACUAUAUUUCCCCCAGUGUGUGAGUCUGAAAAAAUAUAGAUCCUAUCGCGAUAUCCGAUGAUCAUAAUUGUAAAUUAAAAAUGUUACAAAUUACCUACUAUAUAAAUGUGUAUACAAAAUGAGUAUUUACAAG
Molecule: messenger RNA, 2952 nt
Organism: Drosophila bipectinata
Lineage: Eukaryota; Metazoa; Arthropoda; Insecta; Diptera; Drosophilidae
Gene: Tango10
Product: transport and golgi organization 10
Molecular function (GO): protein binding
Source: RefSeq, a predicted model, not a curated record